Molecule: messenger RNA, 438 nt
Organism: Blumeria graminis f. sp. triticale
Lineage: Eukaryota; Fungi; Ascomycota; Leotiomycetes; Helotiales; Erysiphaceae
Source: the annotation of a GenBank genome assembly
AUGAGCACCAUAGAAGAUAAAAGACACAAAUGCUCGGUUCCUUUUCUCCUCAACUCACAGAUUAUGAGAGGAAGUGUGCAGCCUAGUGCGGCUGUCAUGCGACCUUCGGAGAUGAAGAAUAUUAGCGGAAAUUCUUCAUCAAUUAUCCAGCCACAAAAUUCUGGCCCGCAUCUUAAGAAAUCAAACGACGUAUUUAAAAAGCCUCCAGAUAUUUCUGAUCGUAGCUCAUGGUCUGAGGAGGAAGAAGCGGCGAUGAUUCUGAUGCGGAUGAAACUCGAUGAUUCCUCGAGUUACGCGAAGGAGACGUCGGAAGGUUCAGGACAUUCUCGACCUCAGUGUAAAAGAAGGAAGAGGAAAAAAGCAUUUUCACGGGCAAAACGUCGGGGUAACUCCAAACCUCCUAAAUCAACUUAUGUAGGAAAGCUUCGGAGACGUUAA